Gigantopelta aegis is the source of this 558-nucleotide messenger RNA. Its product is annotated as 2,3-bisphosphoglycerate-independent phosphoglycerate mutase-like. Lineage: Eukaryota; Metazoa; Mollusca; Gastropoda; Neomphalida; Peltospiridae. Gene Ontology annotation, biological process: glucose catabolic process. The record is from RefSeq and is a predicted model, not a curated record. Gene Ontology annotation, cellular component: cytoplasm. Gene Ontology annotation, molecular function: manganese ion binding.
AUGGCGUUUGUACAUAGUCACAUUACACAUCUUGAAGCACUUCUUGAAGCUGCAAAGCAAGCCACAGUCCCUCAAGCAUUGGUCCAUUUCUUUUCCGACGGACGAGACACCUCACCUACAAGCGGAACAGAAUGGCUAUCAAAGAAGAAACAUUCGUCAAUUCCAUGUGCGGAGACAGAGAAAUAUGCUCAUGUAACCUUUUCUUUUACUGGAGGAAUUGAGAAAACCUUUGAAGGGGAGGAACGGUGUCUGGUCCCUUCACCUAAAGUGGCAACGUAUGAUCUCACCAGCAGUAGAUGGCCUGUGCUGACUAUGAUGUUGCUAUUGGGCAUCCAACGUGCUUGUGAAGAGAAGGGAUAUGUUUUAUUAGUGACAGCUGAUCAUGGCAAUGCUGAGAGACAUGAUUCGAUGAAGAUGGAAAACCUGUUACUAACACAUACAACAUUUAGAGUCUCUCACAAUGCCUCAUUAGCUGAUGUAGCACCCACUGUACUAGAGAUUAUGGGACUAGAGAUCCCCCCAGAAAUGAAAGGUCAAUCCUUGUUAUUGAAGAAGUAA